Molecule: messenger RNA, 2741 nt
Organism: Leopardus geoffroyi (Geoffroy's cat)
Lineage: Eukaryota; Metazoa; Chordata; Mammalia; Carnivora; Felidae
Gene: PRNP
Product: prion protein
Exons: 3
Coding region: 408-1190 (260 amino acids)
Biological process (GO): protein homooligomerization
Cellular component (GO): membrane
Source: RefSeq, a predicted model, not a curated record
CAGGGAGUGAUGACACCGGGAGGUGGCAUCAGCCGGUGCAAGCGUUUAAGCGAAUCCCAACACGCCUUUCAGGGAGACUCAGACGCCCGGGAGCCCUUGGCAGGUCCGCACCUCCGGGAGUAAACCCCCGCCGCCCGCUCGCGGCUCACGGGAGCGCGCCUGACACCGCGUGGUCAUUGGUGCACGCGCCGCCCCCUUCCCCGCCCCCUGCCGUCGUCCUGGGCGGUGCGCUUCGCCAGCCUCCGCGCCAGUCGCUGACAGCCGCGGCGCGGAGAGCUUCUCCUGUGCUACCGAGGCAGGACUCCCGAAUAUAUUUGAAAACUGAGUAACUUUAGCCAAGCCGAAGCAGCCGGUCUUCUCGGAGGCACAAUCCCAGCUCAGCUGAGCCACGACAGACAUACAUCGUCAUGGUGAAAGGCCACAUAGGCGGCUGGAUCCUGGUUCUGUUUGUGGCCACAUGGAGUGACGUGGGCCUCUGCAAGAAGCGGCCGAAGCCUGGUGGAGGAUGGAACACUGGGGGGAGCCGGUACCCGGGGCAGGGCAGUCCUGGAGGCAACCGUUACCCACCCCAGGGCGGUGGCGGCUGGGGUCAGCCCCACGCCGGCGGCGGCUGGGGUCAGCCCCACGCCGGCGGAGGCUGGGGUCAGCCCCACGCCGGUGGUGGCUGGGGUCAGCCCCACGCCGGCGGCGGCUGGGGUCAAGGUGGUGGCACCCACAAUCAGUGGGGCAAACCCAGUAAGCCGAAAACCAACAUGAAGCACAUGGCAGGAGCUGCGGCAGCCGGGGCGGUAGUGGGGGGCCUCGGCGGCUACAUGCUGGGGAGUGCCAUGAGCCGGCCCCUCAUUCAUUUUGGCAACGACUACGAGGACCGUUACUACCGUGAAAACAUGUACCGCUACCCCAACCAAGUGUACUACAGGCCAGUGGAUCAGUACAGCAACCAGAACAACUUUGUGCACGACUGCGUCAACAUCACGGUCAGGCAGCACACGGUCACCACCACCACCAAGGGGGAGAACUUCACGGAGACCGACAUGAAGAUAAUGGAGCGCGUGGUGGAGCAGAUGUGCGUCACCCAGUACCAGAAAGAGUCCGAGGCCUACUACCAAAGAGGGGCGAGCGCCAUCCUCUUCUCCCCGCCUCCCGUGAUUCUCCUCCUCUCGCUCCUCAUCCUCCUGAUCGGGGGUUGAGGGCGGCCUUGCCGUCUUCCCCAUCUUCUUCAUCUUUUACGGGUUGGGGGAGGGGGUGUCUACCUACAGCCCUGUAGUGAUGGUGUCUCAUUUCUGCUUCUCUAUCGCCCAUAGGCUAAUACCCUUGGCACCGAUGGCCCCGGGAAAUGUAGAGCAGACCCAGGAUGCUAUUUAUUCGAGCCCCGAGGGAUUGAGUCCUUCAUGGGCCAGUGCUAGUGCUGGGCUGGGAAUAACAACAACAAAUAAUCAUUGGUUGAUCUAGGGCUCCUUUUUUUGUCUAGUGCGGCAGAUUGAGGCGAAAUCGAUUCUCAAAACAGCCUUCAAGUACCUUCGCCUGAAUACCUCCGGCUCCUUCCCCAGCUAGAGCUCAGUACACUAAUGCCCCAUCUUAGCCGUGAUUUCACGGCAACGUGGGACAUUUUCCUCACCCGUUUUAAGAGAACCUGACUACAUUUCCCUGUUCAGAGAGCAUUUCUGCCAAAUUUGAGUAUCAUGGCCACAUGAUACUCAUUCAAAAAACAAAACUAGAGAUCCUUAGCUCCUGGGCCCCAGGCUCAGCGCGCCAGAGAGCACGUGCCCUGUGUCUGCACAGAGCUGGGACAGAGUCUUGCAUUUUGCAGUGUGGGCUACACAGCAGCUAUCGUGUCAAGAGGCACUAGACCUCAGCAGACGAGGUUUUCACAGAGAACGCGUGUAACCAACAACAACACAAAGAGACUAAAAAAUAGCCCAACACUUGGUGCCCUUGGAGGCGAGCUCCCGGCUUGGACGUUUAAAGCACCUACUCGUGGCAUUCCUUUCUUUCACAACCUAAACUGUAGAGAAGUAGGGCAGUAAAAAAUUGCACCACUUUCUGGGCACUGAGAGCAAAUCUUUGGUCAUUUACCUGGGAACCAGAACCAUUUUGACAUAGACGAAGGUGCAGCGUGAAAAUACCGUUCUCCCAGAGCAUUACACAAUGAAGAAAAUGAUUAGUAGACAAAAGAAGUGCUCGCAUUUCUCCAUUGCUGUUUCAUAACUGUCAAAAGCCAGAAUUGUGUCAAGUCCUGGUUUGGCCAUCCCAAAAAAUACCUUAGGUGGCAGAUGACAGAAAUAUCCACUCAGAGUGGAAAAAAAGAAUCCUGUUACUGUUAUUUAAGGUAAAAUUAUUGUCUGGAUCAUUCAUUAUUGUCACCUAGCUGAUAAAUUACCGUCCUGCAAUGUUACUGGCUUGCACUGUGCGGGUAUUUGAUGUAAAAAAAAAAAAAAAUUAUUAUAUAUAUAUAUAUUGUGUAUGACCAACAUAGAAAUUUGGGUUAGAGGAGUUAACAUCUAUCUGAUCUAUCGUACCACCUGUUUUUGUAAGGUACUAAAUACUUAAUACGUAGAAAACCCUUUUGCGUGGUCCUCAGGCUUACAUGUGCACUGAAUAGUUUUGUAUAAAGAUCCAUGGUGGAUCUUUGAAAUAUGCAUGUACUUUAUAUUUUCUAUAUUUGUAACUUUGCAUGCACUUGUAUAAAAAAUUGUAUAAAUGUUCUAUAUCUGGACCAGAAUUAAACAGGAGCUAAGUGA